AUGGCUCAGCAUCUUAGAAAAUAUCCCAGCACCCUAUUAAAACCAAAUCAAAACCAAGCCAUCGUUAAAACCAAGCGAAACCCAUGUGCACAAGCUGCUGGAAGUAAGACACCUUUUAGACCAGCACCCUUACCCGUUCUUUCUUUUGCAAGUUCUGGUAGGAAAACCAAUAGGAAAAGCAAGAGGCGCCUCACCCAAGAUGGAAGAAGUCAGCUGCAGGAAAACCUUGGAGUCCUAAAAUGCUCUGUCCCAAUGUGCUUGGAUUAA
Prunus armeniaca (apricot) is the source of this 267-nucleotide messenger RNA. NCBI's taxonomy places the organism in Eukaryota, Viridiplantae, Streptophyta, Magnoliopsida, Rosales, Rosaceae. The record is from the annotation of a GenBank genome assembly.